GACGGACGGACGGACGGACACUCGGGCUCCGGGACCGGCCCAGCCCGACGUCGGGCCGCUGCCCAGCCCGGACCCCCCCGGACCCUCCCGGACCCCGCCAGCGGCGGCCGGAGAAGAUGGUGGACCACCUGGCCAACACGGAGAUCAACAGCCAGCGCAUCGCGGCCGUGGAGCACUGCUUCGGGGCCUCGGGGCAGCCGCUGGCCCUGCCGGGCCGGGUGCUGCUCGGGGAAGGCAUCCUGACCAAGGAGUGCCGCAAGAAGGCCAAGCCCCGCAUCUUCUUCCUCUUCAACGACAUCCUGGUCUACGGCAGCAUCGUCCUCAGCAAGCGCAAGUACAACGGCCAACGCAUCAUCCCGCUGGAGGAGGUCACGCUGGAGGUCCUGCCCGAGACGUCCGAGACCAAGAACCGCUGGCUCAUCAAGACGUCCAAGAAGUCGUUCGCCGUGUCGGCCGCCUCGCCCACGGAGCGCCGGGAGUGGAUCGGCCACAUCGAGGAGUGCGUCCGCCGGCAGCUGAGCGCCACGGGGGGCCGGCCCAGCGCGGAGCACGCGGCCCCCUGGGUCCCCGACAAGGCCACGGACACCUGCAUGCGCUGCGUCCGGACCAAGUUCUCCGCCCUGACGCGGCGUCACCACUGCCGCAAGUGCGGCUUCGUGGUGUGCGGGGACUGCUCCCGCCACCGCUUCCUCAUGCCUCGCCUCUCCCCCAAGCCGCUCCGCGUCUGCGGGCCCUGCUACCGCCAGCUGGCUGCCGAGGGCCGGGAGGAGGCCCGGGCCGCGGCCGGGGGGCGGGCGGCCCGGCUCCGCUCCGACGGGGCCGCCCCCGGCGCCUCCAGCGACGACGACGACGACGACGACGACGAGAGCGACAAGUCGGACGAGGACGGGGAAGCGGGCCCGGCCAGGGAGUGGCCGGCCGAGACCGAGUUCUACGCCUCCGGGGCCUCGUGGUCGUCCUUCCACAGCUGACCCCGUGGCCGGCCCGCCCGCCGGACGCUCCCUCCGCCCCUGGUCUCUCUGGAGAGGCGCCCCGGAGCCCGGCCGCGUGGAGGCCGAAGGGCGGAGGGGGGGGUCGUCCGUACCCGAGCCGGGCCUCGGCCUCCCGAAGCCCUCCCUCGGAGACCUCUGGGCCGAAGCCGGGGUUGCUCCACCAGAGAACAGAAGCCCAGGCUGGCCGAGAGGCCCGGUGUCCCGCGGCCGGCCGGACGCACCACCUCGGUGACCCCUCCUCGGCUGCAGCGGACGACGGCCCCGGGAGCCAGCCGGCCCGGCGGAGAGCGAGGCAGCGGAGGUGGACCGAGUCGAGCGGGCCCUCCUGGCCGGGGUCCGGGCCCGCCCGGCAAGCCCGGCCUGAGGGGAGCCGGGCCUGGGACCCAGGGAAACCGAGCCUGUCCGGAAACCCGAGCCCGGUCCGCCCCGAUCCCCGACUUCCCGGAAUCCCAUCCCAGCCUCGCUCAAAGAGGGACCCGGGGCUGGGAUUUUGAGCCGCCGAAACUGCAGCCGGAAUUCAUUUCGACGGGGAUCGUGCUGUUAAGAAGCCGCAGCCGGAGAGCGGCCAAAUGGGCCCUUUAAAAUCCUUUCCGCUCGGCCUAUUCCUACGCCUCGCCGUCGGAGGAACAGCAGCCUAUUUGAACCAUGCGCUGCAGUAGACCGAGACCUUGCUGAGGGUCUGUGACUGGGGGGAAGGGAAGAGGGCGUAUAUUGUACCCUUUGUACGUCGCCCUGCUAGGUGGGGGAAGGUGGGGAAGGGGGAGUGGACUGCUAACUCCCCUUGUGUUGCAGUAGCCAAAAUGUUCACCCUGAAAGCUCCUAUUGUAAUAAUAUUAUUCAUAGUUGUUUUCCUCUUCACUGUGGUCCUUUCCUUCUUUCGCUGCCAUCUGCAAAGUGGAGGUGUGUGAGACUCUCAUAUCUGGGGGCCAGGAGGAACUGGGUCAUUUCCUUUUAAAGAAAAGUUUCUCCUCCCUCCCCACACCCACUCUAUCCUCUCCCUCCUCCUCCUUCUCCUUCCUGGGUUUGAGGCUGGUUUGUUUUUUUUUAAUUUGUUGGAAAAGAAAAGGGAAAAUCUGCCUCUUUCUCUCGGCUGCUGCCGUUGUACAAUUCUGAAGAUUAAAAGUUGUUCCUGGAA
This is a messenger RNA of Ornithorhynchus anatinus (platypus), 2127 nucleotides long. RefSeq names its product pleckstrin homology and FYVE domain containing 1 (gene PLEKHF1). Gene Ontology annotation, molecular function: metal ion binding; phosphatidylinositol binding. The record is from RefSeq and is a predicted model, not a curated record. The transcript is spliced from 2 exons. Bases 117 to 971 code for a protein of 284 amino acids. NCBI's taxonomy places the organism in Eukaryota, Metazoa, Chordata, Mammalia, Monotremata, Ornithorhynchidae.